CAAUUCUCCACAUAAAACACUUCAAUUGCUAACAUUUAAAUACUUUUCAAAUCUUUACAAGACCAGUUCUUAACCUUCAUAUAUUUCAAGAAACUAUGGCUCCAUCAAUGGCAGUUUCAACCACUACUACUGAUUCUUUUGAUUUAAAUGAUUUUGUGAUUAACAAAGGAAAUGGAGUUAAGGGUCUGUCUGAUUUAGGGCUAAAAAGUCUUCCUAGACAAUAUAUUCAGCCACAAGAAGCUCUCAUUAACAUCAUUCCACAGGAUUCUAUUCCUGUUAUUGAUAUGACUCAUUUUCUUGAUGACCCGAAAGUUGCGGAGUCAAUCUGUGAUGCUGCUGAGCAAUUUGGAUUCUUCCAGCUCGUUAAUCAUGGCGUUCCGGUUGAGGUUCUUGACGGUGUUAAGGAUGCAACUCACCGGUUCUUUGGGUUGCCGGCGGAGGAGAAGAGGCAAUUUUCAAAGGACGUUUCGUGUAGUAAUAACGUUCGGUUCGGUACGAGUUUCAGUCCUGAUGCUGAGAAAGCUCUUGAAUGGAAGGAUUAUUUGAGUCUCUUUUAUGUUUCUGAAGAUGAAGCUUCUGCAUUAUGGCCUUCUGCUUGCAGGAAUGAAUGCUUGGAAUACAUGAAAAAGUCUGAAAUUCUUUGCAAGAAGCUAAUGGGUGCACUAAUGGAGAGAUUGAACGUGAAGGAAAUAGAUGAAACCAAAGAAUCUGUACUAAUGGGAUCAAAGAGGAUAAACCUUAACUAUUAUCCUAAAUGUCCGAACCCUAAUCUCACGGUCGGAGUUGGCCGCCACUCCGACGUCUCAUCUCUUACGUUCCUUCUCCAAGACGGAAUUGGAGGACUUUAUGUGCGACUCAACGAAGGAAAAGGCGAUGAAGACGGAUGGGUGCAUGUACCUCCAAUUGAAGGAUCACUCGUGAUAAACGUAGGAGAUGCAUUGCAAAUAGUGAGCAAUGGAAGGUAUAGAAGUGUUGAGCAUUGUGUGAUUGCAAGUGGAAGAAACAACAGAAUCUCAAUCCCUAUUUUUGUUAAUCCGAAGCCGAGUGAUGUGAUUGGUCCGUUGCCGGAGAUUCUUGCCACCGGAGAGAAACCAAAGUAUAAGAACUUUGUUUAUUCUGAUUAUGUCAAGCAUUUCUUCAGGAAGGCUCAUGAUGGCAAGAAGACCGUUGCAUUUGCUGAGAUAUGAUGAGCAAUUUACUUUUUUAAAUGGCUAUUAUACAUACACAUGAUCAAAUAAACCACAAAUUAAGUGGACCAUGACAAGAAUAUGAUUUUUUUAAAAAAUUUAAUUCACAUUUAUAUUGUAAAAUAGUAUAUAUGAAAAAUUAUUGAUUAGUUUAUAUGUCAUGAUUUUUCUUUGUUCAA
This is a messenger RNA of Mercurialis annua (annual mercury), 1366 nucleotides long. Its product is annotated as feruloyl CoA ortho-hydroxylase F6H1-3-like. The coding region runs from base 96 to 1187 and encodes 363 amino acids. NCBI's taxonomy places the organism in Eukaryota, Viridiplantae, Streptophyta, Magnoliopsida, Malpighiales, Euphorbiaceae. The transcript is spliced from 2 exons. The record is from RefSeq and is a predicted model, not a curated record.